Auxenochlorella protothecoides is the source of this 369-nucleotide messenger RNA. RefSeq lists its product as hypothetical. The record is from RefSeq and is a predicted model, not a curated record. The transcript has 4 exons. NCBI's taxonomy places the organism in Eukaryota, Viridiplantae, Chlorophyta, Trebouxiophyceae, Chlorellales, Chlorellaceae. The coding region runs from base 1 to 369 and encodes 122 amino acids.
AUGGCUCGCACAGCAGUUUCCAUCGCCUGCCUCCUGGUCGUGGCCCUGGCCAUCGGCGCCCGUGCCGACGAGGACAGCCCUCUGGUCAAGGUCCGCAUUACCGGCCACCUGGGCGACUUCACGCCAUUCGACUUCUCUGGCACUGGUGACUUCGCGGUAGACCCCGAUACCAAGAAAGUGGGUGUGGCCACCGCAUCUGCCCUGGGCGUGAACGAUUUCAAGCUGUGGCUCGUCAACGGCGAGAACCCCGUCGCUGACUCUGAUGCCACCGCGUCUGCGGACACCGGCGCUCUCGUCCUCGCGGCUGCGGCGCAAGCCAUCGGCCAGGGCGACACCCAGGUCAAGACCUUCACCGGCACCUUCCCAUGA